AUGUCAGACAUAUCAGCUUUGCUAUUGCUGAAAAACCGAAGAAAUGUCCACGACAAGCUGCAGUUUCCCAUAAAUCCAGGAGCGGAUCUUAAGAAAUUCAGUGCCACAGUAGCUGCCAUUUCCCAAGACACAUCGCGCUGUAUUAAUGAAGUCACCGAAUAUGUGCUAAGGAUCAAAGAGGAGGUUGCAUCACUUAGGCUGGUUUUGGAGCAAUUUAAUGUUCAACUUGGGACAAAAAUAAAAGAUGCCUUUGACAGUGUCCUGACUAUAGGUAUUCAGGAUAGCAAUGGGCUAGGACUGCGAUACCAGCUGAAAGAAAAAAACUUGGAUCUUAAAAGAGCAAAACAUGUGGCAGAACUGCAAAGGUGUGCAAAAAAGCAACAAGAUUUGAUGGAAUCCAUCAAUAAAAUAGAUGGACUUAUUAUCAGAGUAGAAGAGGAGGGUAUAUUUUCAUUGGAUGAUAUCGAUAAUACAAAUGAUUCCAUAAUAAGAUGGAAGAUAUAUAUUGAAAAACAACAACAAAUGAGAUUAGCCGAGGAGGAAAAGAGGAGAAGAGAGAAAGAGGAAAAGGAAAGGAAGGAAAAGGAGAGAAAAAGGAAAGAAGAUAAAGAGAAAAUUAGGCUAAAAGAAAUAGAACGUCAAAGACUGGAAGAGGAACAGAGGAGACAGGAAGAAAUGCUUAAGCAAAAGCAGGAGGAAGAAAGAAGAAGGAAGGAAGAAGAGGAAAAACAAAGAAUUGAAGAAGAGAAGAAACGUUUAGAAGAGGAAAAGAAACGCCAAGAUGAAGAAAGACAAAGAAAAGAGGAGGAAGACAGAAGGCAGCGUGAAAAGGAGGAAAGAAGGCGGAUGGAAGAAGAGAGGAAACAUUUAGAAGAACAGAAAAGACAAUUGGAAGAGGAAAGAAGAAGGAUAGAAGAGGCAGAAAAAAGAAGACACGAGGAAGAGAAACGGAGAAGAGAGGAAGAAGAACGUAAAAGAAUUGAAGAAGAGCGUAGAUUACGAGAGGAAGAGGAGCAAAGAAGAAAGGAGGAAGAAGAAAGGAAAAGACAACAAGAGGAAGAGAGAAGAAGACACGAGGAGGAGGAAAGAAAGCGAAAAGAGGAAGAAACGAGGAAAAGGAAAGAGGAAGAAGAGAGGAAACGUAUUGAAGAGGAGAAAAAACGCAUCGAGGAAGAAAGGAAAAGAAUUGAAGAAGAGAGACAAAGAAUAGAGGAUGAAAGAAAACGGAGAGAGGAAGAAGAAAGAAUGAGACCGAUUAUUGAGGCUCGACGCAGAGAAGAAGCGAAAAGAAGACGGGAUCCAAAUAAUUGGCCAACAUAUGUGUAUGACCGACCGAAAGUGAACGACUCUUUUCAUAAUGGUGUAUGUUGUGCGGUAUCGGCAAUUACAGGAGAGCAGGGAUUAGACAGAGAUGAUAUCGAAUGCCGAUUUUCUGAUCGACAAGAUGAUUUGAGUCGUGCGUUGGCAGAUAAGCAUGAGCAACCCUUAUCAUCCCUUGUUUCUAUAAGAUCCAAACAAGGGAUGCAAAUUGAUCUAGAGGAUUGUCAUUUUAGAAAUACAAAGAAAGUUACAGUCAAGAGAUGA
This is a messenger RNA of Saccostrea echinata, 1584 nucleotides long. RefSeq names its product golgin subfamily A member 6-like protein 6. Bases 1 to 1584 code for a protein of 527 amino acids. The record is from RefSeq and is a predicted model, not a curated record. Lineage: Eukaryota; Metazoa; Mollusca; Bivalvia; Ostreida; Ostreidae. The transcript is spliced from 5 exons.